AUGUUGGGGAAGAAGAUAAAGCCAUCUCACGCGAUGAUUGCGAAAGAUGGCAGCAUCUGUCGUGUGAGACUGGUGUCAGUCUUCGACACGGCGUGGCAGGCGCUACGGCAUGUCUAUCCAAGGGCCACUCUGAAAGGGUGUGUCUUCCAUUGGAAUCAGCGCGUGUACCGGAAGGUUGUGAACGAGGGCCUCGCCACGGCAUAUGCGGCAAAGGGCGACAAGUUCCUCUUCUUGAGGAAACUUAUGUCCUUGUCGUAUUUGCCGUGUGAGCACAUCGUUCCCACCUUCGAACAGCUGAAGCUGCAGGCUGAAGAGGUCGGAGGUCCUAUACUGAAUGUGGUGAUGUACAUGCAACGGACGUGGAUCCGAGGUUCAGUGUGGACACCAGACAAUUGGAGCGUGUAUCGCCAGACGGAACGAACUAACAACGACGUUGAAGGAUGGCAUCGCAGAAUCAACGGUCGAACAGGGCUUCCUUACUUAGGGUUUUACGUGCUAGUCCCCCUGUUGCGCCGUGAGGCAGAAACAGUGGAUCUGACAAUCCGACUUGUGUCGGAGCACGCCCUCACUCGGGUACACCGGAAAAUCUUCAAAGAAGUGCACGGGCGACUCUUCGAGAUCUGGGAGAAGUACGAUGACAUGACAACUACUCAACUGCUGAGAGCGUGCAGCCAUUUCAUCGGGAUAGUAUGCUGUAAUUAUUUAUGUAAUCAAUCUAUGCUGUAAUUAUUUAUGUAAUGAAUCUAGAUAUUAAAAUGUAUGCAUGCUUUAUUUUCUGAUAUUGUUAAUGUCAAUUUAUUGCAAAUGUUUCUAUAUAUUUAAAUAAUCUCUGCCAACACAAGAUAAUCCCACCAGAUUGGGUAGGAUGCAAUUUUUUUUGUUUAAAAUGUAUGUAUCUAUUCACUUAUGAUGUUGUUUAUGUCAAUUUAAUGCAAAUGUUUGAAUAUAUUUAUGUAAUAAAUCUAGAUAUUGUUAAAAUGUAUGUAUGCAUUCACUUUUGAUAAGGUUAAUGUCAAUUAAUUGAAAAUGUUUUAAUAUAUUUAUGUAAUGUAUUGUUAAUGUAUUAUAUGAAGCAUUUAAAUUGACUCUUAAACAAUCUUGAAAUAAAA
Dreissena polymorpha is the source of this 1109-nucleotide messenger RNA. RefSeq lists its product as uncharacterized. The coding region runs from base 1 to 726 and encodes 241 amino acids. The transcript has 3 exons. NCBI's taxonomy places the organism in Eukaryota, Metazoa, Mollusca, Bivalvia, Myida, Dreissenidae. The record is from RefSeq and is a predicted model, not a curated record.